UCUUUUUUCCACACUACCAGGAGGAAGAAAAAACCCAAAACCCACCUCCAUAAAACAGCUCCUCUGGUCACGCCAACUUGCAACUUCACCAGCAGAAACUUCACAAGAGAGCGUGGCAAAAACCCAUUGAAUUUUAAGCUUUCUUCCCCUGCAUUAAAUACUCUGCCCCAUCUUCGUUUCCACAAUUAUAGAUUAGCUGCUGCGGCUGGGAGAGAAAGAGAAAAAAAAGGAAAGAACCCAAAAUCAUGGGUCUGUUGGCUUUACUUGUUGCGGUGAUCAUCAUCAAUUUGAGCAGCUCAGCUCUCGGCGACGAUGCUGCAAAUGGCGGCGCUUCCUUCGUCUUCGGGGAUUCGUUGGUUGAUGCUGGCAACAACAAUUUCUUCUCCACUCUGUCCAAGGCCAACAUUCGGCCCAACGGGAUCGAUUUCACGGCGUCGGGCGGGAGUCCCACCGGGAGAUACACCAACGGGAAAACCAUCAGUGACAUCGUCGGUGAAGAACUCGGGCAGUUGAACUACGCGCUGCCGUUCCUAUCACCCAACACCACCGGAAAGGCGCUCCUUUCCGGGGUCAACUACGCCUCCGGCGGCGGAGGGAUCAUGAACGCCACCGGAAGAAUCUUCGUCAACAGGCUGGGCAUGGACGUGCAAAUCGACUACUUCAACAUCACGAGGAAGCAGCUCGACCAGCUUCUGGGACCAUCCAGGGCCAGAGAAUUCCUCACCAAGAGCUCCAUCUUCUCCAUCACCGUCGGCGCCAACGAUUUUCUCAACAACUACCUCCUCCCCGUCCUCUCCGUCGGCGCCAGGGUUUCUCAGAGCCCCGAUGCCUUCAUCGACGACAUGAUCUCACAUCUGCGAGCUCAACUCACGGUAAAAGAUCGAUUUGCCAGUGAAGAGUUGGUUAAUUACAAAAUGGUACCUUUAGUUUUCUGGAUUUGAAGUUUUGAUUCCCCUGUUUUUUUUUUGGCCGUCGGUGGCAGAGGCUUUACCAAAUGGAUGCUCGGAAGUUUGUGAUCGGGAACGUGGGGCCGAUUGGGUGUAUUCCGUACCAGAAGACGAUAAACCGGUUGAAGGAGAACGAAUGUGUGGAUUUGCCCAACAAGCUUGCGCUUCAGUACAAUGGCAGGCUGAAGGAUUUGCUGGCGGAGAUGAAUGACAAUAUGCCCGACGCCGUGUUUGUUCACGCUAAUGUCUAUGAUUUGGUCAUGGAGCUCAUCAGCAAUUAUGCCAAAUACGGAUUUACGACUUCGAGCAGGGCUUGUUGUGGAAACGGAGGACAAUUCGCAGGAAUAGUACCGUGUGGACCAACAUCGAGUAUGUGCGGGGAUCGUUCGAAGCAUGUGUUCUGGGAUCCAUACCAUCCCAGCGAGGCUGCCAACGUGAUCAUCGCAAAACAGCUGUUGGAUGGAGACACCAAGUACAUCUCUCCCAUGAACCUUAGGCAGCUGAGAAAACAUUGACGAAUUUGCAGGAAGGAAGAAGAAAUUGUUUUGGGUUUUUAAUUUGUGUGUGUGAAAGUGAAAUUCGUGGUGCAUGCAUGAUGCAUGCAUGGGUGUUUUAGUUUCACAAAUGGAAUUUGUAUUUUUUUACUUUUAUGUUUUAUGUUUCUUUUUCGCCUGUUUGAGCAGCAACAGAGUUAUUGUUGACGUGUCCAAGAGGAGGGUUUUGCUCUGUUCGUCAUGUUUUAAGGGAUAUGAUAAAAUACAAAAUUCAGAACUACAAAAUUCGUGUCU
Molecule: messenger RNA, 1735 nt
Organism: Linum tenue
Lineage: Eukaryota; Viridiplantae; Streptophyta; Magnoliopsida; Malpighiales; Linaceae
Source: the annotation of a GenBank genome assembly